AUUGCACAUUGAGUACCACCACAAUAUGUUGACAUCACACCAGAAAGGGAACCCAAAGGAAGUAAUUGUUGGAUGGUAUUCAACCGGAUUUGGUGUUACGAGAGGUUCUUCUUUGAUCCAUGAAUUCUACUCUAGAGAGGUUGCAAAUCCUUUCCAUGUACCAGUGGACACUACAUUCAGAAAUGGAGAGGCAACCAUAAAAGCCUUUGUCUCUGUUAAUUUAUCUCUUGGAGACCAGUCACUUGCUGCUCAAUUUCAGAAAAUUCCUGCAGAACUUCGAAUGUCAGAAGCAGAGAGGGUUGAAUGUUAGAUUGUUGCAUCUACAUGGGUCUUAUCAACUUGAUCAACUCAUCAUGUGUGAGGUCUAUACUCUGAGGAAUGCGCCUUAUGCUAGUGAGGAAAUUGAUGUGG
Messenger RNA from Spinacia oleracea (spinach), 411 nucleotides. Its product is annotated as eukaryotic translation initiation factor 3 subunit F-like. Gene Ontology annotation, biological process: translational initiation. The record is from RefSeq and is a predicted model, not a curated record. Gene Ontology annotation, cellular component: eukaryotic translation initiation factor 3 complex, eIF3m. The transcript has 4 exons. Gene Ontology annotation, molecular function: translation initiation factor binding; translation initiation factor activity. The coding region runs from base 26 to 310 and encodes 94 amino acids. NCBI's taxonomy places the organism in Eukaryota, Viridiplantae, Streptophyta, Magnoliopsida, Caryophyllales, Amaranthaceae.